This is a messenger RNA of Carassius carassius (crucian carp), 4303 nucleotides long. RefSeq names its product anoctamin 1, calcium activated chloride channel a (gene ano1a). Bases 269 to 3160 code for a protein of 963 amino acids. Gene Ontology annotation, biological process: chloride transmembrane transport. Gene Ontology annotation, molecular function: protein dimerization activity; chloride channel activity. The transcript is spliced from 25 exons. Gene Ontology annotation, cellular component: plasma membrane. The record is from RefSeq and is a predicted model, not a curated record. Lineage: Eukaryota; Metazoa; Chordata; Actinopteri; Cypriniformes; Cyprinidae.
AAUGAGAUAAGCCCGCAUUCAACUGGUGUUGCUUCAUGAACUGCCCAAAAGCGCAUUUGAUGCGAGGGAAAGCUCGUGUGUUUGACAGUGAUGUAGAUGUGUGUAUGUGUGUGUGGAUGAGAUAAAAACGCAUUCGAACGGAUCCAGUGCUCGAGACUUCAUGUAAAUACUCUCUCGCACGUCUCUCUCACACACAACGCGUUCACGACACGCACAACUUCCACUGAAUCCACCUGGAAACUAGAUACAUUUAGAUAUAUUUAUACCAAUGAAGGGUGAAGAUGAUGUAAAUACUGCCAGGAAAGAUGAGGAGGCUGACGGCUCCGGUGAGAAACUCUUGGGUUUCAACAGCACAGAGGAGCAGCCAUCGGGCCCGAGAGGACAAGACAGCAUGUGGAGAAAUGAGAAAUAUGAAACUGUCCCGUUGAAUGUUAAGGAGACUGAUGAAGACUAUUCUAAAGGCAUUAGAGAUGCGCUAUACCCCCAGACUGCUCUCCGGAAAGCUCACCAGGAAAACGAGAGACCGAAGGAUGCAAGACUGUGGCCUUACUUCCAGGAUGGCUUAAGGCGGAUAGAUUAUGUCCUCACCUACCACGUCCAGAUGCCCCAGAGCACCCACAAACAGUCGUCCAAGUCCUGCUUGUGCUGCAGAUUCAAACGUGAACCGAAAAUCCCACCUGCUCAUGUGGACCCUGAACUGGCAGCACAGGAGCAGAGGCUGGAUUACCAUGAUGACGACCAGCGCCUCCGCAGGGAGGAGUUUGAGGAGAACCUGCGAGAAAUGGGCCUUGAGAUGGAGAAAGAGGAAGGGACUAAACUACCAGGUGUGGGAUUCGUGAAGAUUCAUGCGCCUUGGGACGUUAUUUGUCGAGAAGCUGAGUUUAUGAAGCUCAAAAUGCCAACAACAAAGAAAUAUGAAGUCAGUCAGGGAAGCAACAUCGUAGAGACGGUCAACAUGUUCAUGCAGAAAGUCACUGCUCCCUUGCAACCUAAAGUUGGGGAAAACCAGACGGAAAAUGAGAAACACCUCUCCUAUCCGUUCUCACGAGAAAAGCAGCAUCUCUUUGAUUUAUCAGACAGAAAUUCCUUCUUCGACAGCAAAACCAGGAGCUCAAUAGUGUAUGAGAUUUUAAAACGAACAAAAUGCACAAGGGCCAAGUAUAUCAUGGGAAUCAGCAGUCUGUUGGGCAGUGGGGUGUACACAGAGGCCUACCCAUUGCAUGAUGGUGAUAUUGAUGGUGUACAUGCUGAAACCAAUGACAGAAAGAUCUUGUAUGAACAGUGGGCGAGUUACAGCAUAUUCUACAAGUACCAACCCAUUGGACUGGUCAGGAAGUAUUUUGGUGAGAAAGUGGGCCUGUACUUUGCCUGGCUGGGAGUGUAUACUCAGAUGCUAAUCCCAGCAGCAAUUGUAGGAGUCAUUGUGUUCCUGUACGGCUGUGCCACUGUGGACGACAACAUCCCCAGUAUGGAGGUCUGCGACGAGAGAAACAAUAUCACCAUGUGCCCAAUGUGUGACCGAGCCUGCAGCUACUGGAAACUGGUCACGGCUUGCGGCACGGCUAGGGCAAGCCACCUGUUCGACAAUGCGGCCACCGUUUUCUUCGCCAUCUUUAUGGCACUAUGGGCCACCAUGUUUAUGGAGCACUGGAAGAGAAGGCAAAUGAGGCUCAAUUACAUCUGGGACAUGACCAGCUUCGAAGAAACCGAGUGUCAACCAAGAGCAGAGUAUGAGUUCCAUGUCAUGAAGAAGUCCUUGAAGAAAGAGCAAUCCCCAAAGGCAGGAAAUGUGAAGCUGACAUGUAGAGACAGAAUGCCAGCAUACAUGACCAUUAUCGUCAUGAUGAUUUUUUUGAUCUUUGUGACCUUAGCCAUCGUGUUUGGUGUGGUGCUAUACAGGGUCUCCAUUAUGACCGCCCUGCACAUGAGUUCCACUCCCACAUUCCGCACUAAUAUACGGGCCACCGUUAAAACCACUGCUGCUAUCAUCAACCUCAUUAUCAUCAUCAUAAUGGAUGAGGUCUAUGGAGCAAUUGCACGUUGGCUCACUAUUAUGGAGGUGCCAAAAACUGACAAGAGUUUUGAGGAGAGGCUGAUCUUCAAGACAUUCAUAUUGAAGUUCGCAAAUGCAUUUACUCCUAUUGUGUACCUGGCAUUCUUCAGAGGCAGAAUCAUUGGACGUCCUGGCAAAUAUAUCUACGUUAUGGGGUCUUACCGAAUGGAAGAGUGCGCCCAUGCCGGCUGUCUGAUGGAAUUGUGCAUACAGCUCUGCAUCACCAUGCUUGGCAAGCAGCUCAUCCAGAAUAACCUGUUUGAGAUAGGCCUUCCGAAACUGAAGAAAAUGCUCCGACAACGCAAGAUAGACAAAAAUCAUCAGGAAGAGCUGAACAGAACGCUUCAUCGUCACGAAAAGGACCACUUCCUUGGGCCCUUUGUCGGACUCAACCCAGAGUACAUGGAAAUGAUCAUUCAGUUCGGGAUGGUGACCUUGUUUGUGGCCUCCUUUCCGCUGGCUCCUCUCUUUGCUUUACUGAACAAUGUCAUUGAGAUUCGUCUUGAUGCAAAAAAGUUUGUCACGGAGCUCAGAAGACCGAUUGCUGUGAGAGCAAAGGACAUUGGAAUCUGGUACACUCUUCUCCGAGGGAUCAGUAAAGUGGCCGUCAUUGUUAAUGCAUUUGUGAUCUCAUUCACCUCUGACUUCAUCCCACGCCUGGUCUAUCAGCACAUGUACAGUCCAGACGGGACUCUUCAUGGCUUUGUUAAUCACACCCUUUCAUACUUCAAUGUUAGUCACUUCCAGCCUGGCACAGAGCCCAUGCAGCCCAUGCACCUGGGAUACAAAGUGGACGUUUGCAGAUAUAAAGAUUACAGGGACCCUCCAUGGUCCGACACGCCAUACGAGUUCUCAAGAGAGUUCUGGGCCAUUCUGGCAGCCCGAUUAGCUUUCGUCAUCAUCUUUCAGAAUGUGGUGAUGCUGAUGAGUGACUUUGUGGAUUGGCUAAUCCCAGACAUUCCCAAGGACAUCAGCAUUCAGAUACACAAGGAGAGGAACCUCGUCGUUGAGCUGUUCAUGAAACAGGAACGGGGCAAGAAGUACAGGAACACCAAGGGUGACCCAAGCCCCCAGCCGCUCCGCUCGCGCCCCAGCUCACAGGCCUAGCCCAGCGCUCGCUCUGAUCCCGGUGCUGCGAGGGAAGCAGUAACCCGGUCCACUCCAGGGACCUGCUCAAACAGAACGGGAAGCCUGUUGAGGACCGGCCUGUCCUGGAGGACCACUGCUGUUACAAAGAUCAUUACAUGACUGCCGCCUCAUUGGUAUACCAGAAAAAAAGUUCCAACAACAAAAAGAUUUCUGUUUUUCUAUUGUCUGUUACUGAAUUAAACAUGCAACUUCUGCAGGUAGGUUUGUUUGGAAAGAGGGCUGUAGGGUUUGUAUCAUUUUUAUCUGUUGAAUGAUGAAUAUUGUAUGUAGUUUUGUGAAGCAUCGCUGCUUUAGCAUUAAUAGACGGCUAAUGAGCAUUUUAUUUGAAACUACAAUGCUUUAAUAUGAAUUUUAACAUGAAAAUGUAACAUUUAUGUUUUCGAUAUCGAUAGGAUUGAACUCUGAACCAACUCGUUUAAAGUGCUUUUUAAAUUAUUUAAUAUUAGACAUUUCAGAAUAUUUCUGGUCGAGUGAAUUAGCAACUAUCGAUAUCAUGCGGUUUCCUUUUUUUAGGCACUAAGUAGGUCUGUUCUAUCACUGUAAUGAUUGUGUCUGUUUAGCCUUUAGCGGUCUAUAUAUAUAAAAUAUAGACAUGAAACACUGCAAAUUAAUCAAAAUAACUACAAUAAUCACUUAUUAUUUUACUAUUCUAGAAUUUCUAUUAUAUGCGCUGGAGUGCUUGUGACAGGAUGUGGAUUGAUCUUGGUGAUUUUUGGCAGCAUGCAAGUGCUUGGUUUUUAGGUAGUGCAUCUGAUAAUGAAGAAAGGGUACGCUGUAUAUAAACCCAUGAUGCUCAAGAGGCCUUAAUAUUCAUGAAAAAUGAAAAUGAGAUUUGUGUCUUCUUAUCUGAAUGUUUUCUCUGGUCUUGAUUUGUGAUGUUCCGACCUUGAUGAAAUGACAGUGAUGAUGGAAGCAAUAUAUCUUGGUAUGUUGCAUGUGUCUUCCAUUCACAGAAAUGACAUGACAAAUAAAAGAGUGGUUUUAAUUCAAAUUAAUAUAAUAGAUGAAUUCAGUCUUACUGUUUGGGCAUUUGGCAAUGCCCCCUCCCUGUCUAUAAACUGUAAUUAUUAAACAAAACUGUAUUUCCUCUUUAUUUUUUUU